AUGCUUCCACCCAACCCCCAUUCCCAGCCGCGAUUUACACCCGUACAACAAACUGAUUUUGAUGCCUUGGGUUGUAAACUAGCAUCUAUUUCUCAUGGCUACUUGCCCCCACAAAUAAAAGACUUUAAUGACACAAAUAUAACUAGCUUAUAUGAAAAUUAUAACCAACUGUAUCAAGAAUUCCAUGCUCAUCUCAAACCAUGUUUGUCUAGGCGGUUAGCAUCUAAAUUGAAUACCACUAUAGCGCAUUCAUUACCAGUUAUGAAUAUAGGAACUUACUUACGCACAGUAUCCAUCGAUUUUACAAUCAUUCAAUACAUUCAUCAAUUAAAUAACUCACCAUUCCAGAUUGUUAAUUUAGGUUCAGGUACAGAUCUACGUGCCUUCCAUUAUUUACCUCAAUAUGCUAAUCUAACUAAAUUUAUUGAUGUAGAUUACCCAAUUUCGUUAGAUUUUAAAUCAAGAGCAAUUGAUGGCUCCAGUUAUUUAACAUCAUUCUCUACAUCACGGUAUUCAAUGGUUCCCUGGGAUUUAUCUAAGGGGUCUCUCAUAGACAUUUUGAUUGCAAAUGGGAUUGAUGUUGCUAUCCCUACGAUUUUCAUCACUGAGUGUGUAAUGUGCUAUCUUGAAGACUCAGUAGCAAAUCAAUUGAUUCAAACAAUUAAAGCAAAUUUCUUACAUGGGCUGUGGAUUUCAUAUGAUCCAAUUGCAUAUUCUGAAAAUGACCGUUUCAUUGCAAUGAUGAAUUCUAACCUAAUAGAAUUAAGAAAUUUAUCAAUGCCCACACUAUUGAAAUAUAAUUCUAUAGACAAAUAUUCAAAUAGAUGGGUAUCUGUGUUCGAUAAUCUAAUUGCUUAUAAAAUUCUUUCUUUAUGGGAUUUUUAUAUGGAAAAAUUAUCUAAUGUUGGAAAAUUAAGAUUAAAGAAUUUACAAUUCUUGGAUGAAAUUGAAGAAUUAAAAUUAAUGCAAUCUCAUUAUAUUUUACUAUCUAUUCGUUGGUGA
Henningerozyma blattae CBS 6284 is the source of this 1002-nucleotide messenger RNA. It is a transcript of the gene PPM1, whose product is annotated as leucine carboxy methyltransferase. NCBI's taxonomy places the organism in Eukaryota, Fungi, Ascomycota, Saccharomycetes, Saccharomycetales, Saccharomycetaceae. Gene Ontology annotation, biological process: C-terminal protein methylation. The transcript has a single exon. The record is from RefSeq and is a predicted model, not a curated record. The coding region runs from base 1 to 1002 and encodes 333 amino acids. Gene Ontology annotation, molecular function: protein C-terminal leucine carboxyl O-methyltransferase activity.